Messenger RNA from Penicillium lagena, 1479 nucleotides. Its product is annotated as alpha-mannosyltransferase. Gene Ontology annotation, cellular component: Golgi apparatus. Gene Ontology annotation, molecular function: alpha-1,2-mannosyltransferase activity. The record is from RefSeq and is a predicted model, not a curated record. Bases 1 to 1479 code for a protein of 492 amino acids. Gene Ontology annotation, biological process: mannan biosynthetic process. The transcript has a single exon. NCBI's taxonomy places the organism in Eukaryota, Fungi, Ascomycota, Eurotiomycetes, Eurotiales, Aspergillaceae.
AUGGUCUUCCCGCGGUUCCUACUGCGUAUCCGCACUCUGCUCGGUGUGCUGUUUCUCAUCGCCUUCCUGACGUGGGGCUACACGCGAUAUGACUCCGACGACUACCGCAUCAUCUUCACCGGCCCCGACACGUCGGCGCAGGUCUCCGUGGACCUGACGGAGCACCACCGAUGGUUCUGGUAUAAGUUCCACCCACUCCUCGAGAAGUACGGGCCCGACGCCGACCCGCUGAUCGAGGAGGAAAAGGCGCCGACCGAGGGCUUCAAAGCGACCAACCCUGCGUCGCGCCCAGAUUACCUGUCCCUGUCGGCGGCCGCGAUCGUCACCAUGAAGGAGUCUCAUACGGGGUUCGUGGACGUGGUAACGCACGCUCCGCCGCUGCUGCGCUAUAUGCCCGGCACCAAGGGUCUGGUCUCGACGGCCGGCGGCUCGUAUCUGCCCGUGCUGGUGAUCUCGUUGCGCAUGCUUCGUCGCACGGGGUCCAAGUUGCCCAUGGAAGUCUUCUUGGCUGAUGAUAGUGAAUACGAAGAACAUAUCUGUGAGGUGGUGCUGCCGGCACUGAACGCGCGAUGCAUCGUGCUCUCGCACAUCCUGAACGUGGCACCCACCACCAUCUCCAAAUACCAGUUCAAGCCCUUCGCCAUGCUCUUCUCCUCAUUCGAGGAUAUCCUGUUUCUCGACGCCGAUGCCUUCCCGCUCGAGAAGCCAGACGUCUUGUUCAAGAGCGAGCCCUUCCGCUCCAAGGGUAUGAUCACCUGGCCGGAUUUCUGGGCCUCGUCAGCCUCGCCACUCUUUUACGAGAUCGUCGGCCAGCCCGUUCCAGCCAUGGACCUGCGCCAGUCGACUGAGUCCGGCGAGAUCGUCAUGUCCAAGUCCAAGCACCUGCGCACCCUCCUUCUGUGCACCUAUUACAACUACUGGGGACCAACGCACUACUACCCGCUCCUCUCGCAGGGUGCCGCAGGCGAAGGCGACAAGGAAACCUUCGUGGCCGCCGCAACAGCCAUGAAUGAGCCCUUCUACCAAGUCAGCGAGCCGAUCUGCGCGCUCGGCCACGCAACAGCGGGCGGCCUAGCCGGAUCCGCCAUGGCGCAGUUCGACCCCGUCGCCGACUUCGCGCUCACACGCCAGGGCAAGUGGCGCAUCAAGGGCGACUCGGCGCCCGCCCCGCCCGUGUUCUUCAUCCACGCCAAUUUCCCUAAGUUCAACCCGGCCACUGUCUUCACGUCGCAGGCCGUCAACCCAGCCAUUGCGGACGACGGCUCGUAUACCCGUGCCUGGACCAUCCCCGAGAAGGUGGUGGAGGAAUUCAGCGCCAAGAACGACGUUGAGAAAAACUUUUGGCGCGAAAUUCUUUGGACCGCUUGUCAGCUUGAGGAUAAGUUCCGUACCUGGGAGGGCCAAGCUGGGAUUUGUGCUGGUGUUAAGGAUUACUGGAGUGUCAUCUAUGGGCCGGAGGACCCCGAACCCGUCUCGUGA